AUGCUGGCGCUCGUACUACUCUUGCUCGCGUGCUCGGCGGUCGCCGCCAAGGACGGCGCCCACGCCCACGCCAUCGAGGCCCUCCCCGGCUACGACGACGCCAAGCCCAUCAACUUUAACCAGUACGCCGGCCACCUCGUGCUGCCGUCGAACGGCCAAAAGAUGUUUUACUGGUUCGUCGAGUCCGAGUCCAACCCCGAGGUCGACCCGCUCGUGCUCUGGCUCAACGGCGGCCCCGGCUGCUCGUCGCUCGGCGGCUUCUUCACCGAGCUCGGGCCGUUCGUCGUCGAGAGCGACCUCAGCGUCAAGCGCAACCCGUACGCGUGGAACCGCAAGACCAACAUGCUCUUCCUCGAGUCGCCGGCCGGCGUCGGCUUUAGCCACCCGCUGCUCAACGCGACCGACUACAACGACGUGACGACGGCCGACCGCGCGCACGAGUUCCUCCGUCUCUUCUUUGCCGAGUACAGCGAGUUCAAGAACCGGCCGCUGUACAUCACCGGCGAGAGCUACGCGGGGCAGUACAUCCCGUACCUUGUCGCCAAGCUGCUCGAGUCGCCGCUCGAUGGCGUCAACCUCGAGGGCAUGGCGAUCGGGAACCCCGUCACGGACGACGUCAUUGACGGCAACGCGUACAUGGAGUACUACUACACGCACGGCAUGAUCUCGAUCGAGACGUACGACGAGCUCCGGUCGGUCUGCAAGAACGACGUCGGCAAGUACGCGGGCUUGUACGCUGAUACGCCGUGCCUCAAGAACCCCAACGUCACGUGCUCGAACGCGUGCGAGAGCCUCGUCCGCGACGCGAUCGCAUCCGUGCAGACUGACAACCUCAACCCCUACUACAUCUACGGCGACGUGUGUCUUCUGCAAAACAGCCAAGUCGGCGCGCUCCAGUACCGCAAGAUCCCGAGCGGCCACCGCGGACCGUACGCGCCGUGCACGGACAAGUUUACGGAAAAGUACCUCCGCCAACCCAGUGUGCAAGCAGCGAUCCAUGUCUACGGCGGCGUCGUGCCGUGGACCGACUGCAACGAGCAGAUCGCGGGCAUGUACACUCGGAGCACGUCGGCGCUGCCGCUGUACCCGCGCAUCCUCGCGACGGACCUCAAGACGCUCAUCUACAGCGGCGACGCCGACUCGGUCGUCAACUUUAUCGGGACCGAGCGCUGGAUCUCGCGCCAAGGUCUUCGCCUCAACGUGCUCAAGAAGUGGCAUGCGUGGUUUGGCCCGGACAAGCAGCUCGCGGGCUACACGCAGCAGUACGACGGACUCACGUUUGCAACCGUGAAAGGCGCGGGCCACAUGGUCCCCGCAACGCGGCCGCUGCACGCGCUGUACCUCUUCGAGUGCUUUGUGUUUGGCGACGACGUCUGCCGCGGUUUUGAGUAUCCCAAGGACAACCUCGAGUACCUCAGCGGCGAAGACGUCUCGGUCGACACGUCCGAGGCGUCGCUCAUGUCGACCGCAGUGCGCCGCACGGUGCACGCGUACGUCGACGAGGGCUCGCGCUUCGGCAGUCUACUCGUGCUCGCCGCCGUCACUCUCGUCGUCUUUGUCGCGAUCAAGCACUGGCGCCGCGACGCCAAGAGCCCCGACUACUACGCGCACUUGACGGCCACGAACGUGCCCAAGUACGGCGACGAUUGCUCGUGCAGCAGCCCGUGA
This is a messenger RNA of Saprolegnia parasitica CBS 223.65, 1668 nucleotides long. RefSeq lists its product as hypothetical. Gene Ontology annotation, molecular function: serine-type carboxypeptidase activity. Bases 1 to 1668 code for a protein of 555 amino acids. NCBI's taxonomy places the organism in Eukaryota, Oomycota, Saprolegniomycetes, Saprolegniales, Saprolegniaceae. The transcript has a single exon. Gene Ontology annotation, biological process: proteolysis. The record is from RefSeq and is a predicted model, not a curated record.